UUCCGCAAGUUCGACGCCAACGGCGACGGCAGGAUCUCGCGGGCCGAGCUGGCGGCGCUCUUCGAGAGCGUGGGCCACGCGGUCACGGACGACGAGGUGUCCCGCAUGAUGGAGGAGGCCGACUCGGACGGCGACGGCUACAUCAGCCUCGCCGAGUUCGCCGCCAUCAACGCCGCGCCCGACGCCGCCGUCGAGGAGGACCUCCGGCACGCCUUCCGCGUCUUCGACGCCGACGGCAACGGCGUCAUCUCCCCCGCCGAGCUCGCGCGCGUGCUGCGUGGCCUCGGCGAGGCCGCCACCGUCGCGCAGUGCCGCCGCAUGAUCGAGGGCGUCGACCGCAACGGCGACGGCCUCGUCUCUUUCGACGAGUUCAAGCUCAUGAUGGCCAACGGCAAAGGAUUCGGCCUCGCCCAGGGGAACGUCCGCGCCUGAACCUCAAGGCGUGCACUCGGCUCCCGCUUGUUCCUUCAUUCUUUUGCGAGACCGUGUAAAUACGCCCGACGACGACCCACCGCGAAAUACUUACUACUCUACGUAUUAGCUAGUCGCAGAUCACACGAACAUUAUGGGUGUGCCAUUAAUUUUGCUGUAUAUAUAUCGGAACUGCUGCAUCGACACUGAAAAACCAGCUCCAUGUCACAUGUCGAUUUUUAUGUCAGCUUGUGUAUUUGGCGUCAGAUUUUCACUUCUGCUCA
Triticum aestivum (bread wheat) is the source of this 695-nucleotide messenger RNA. RefSeq names its product probable calcium-binding protein CML10. The record is from RefSeq and is a predicted model, not a curated record. Lineage: Eukaryota; Viridiplantae; Streptophyta; Magnoliopsida; Poales; Poaceae. Gene Ontology annotation, molecular function: calcium ion binding.